Molecule: messenger RNA, 1531 nt
Organism: Rhododendron vialii
Lineage: Eukaryota; Viridiplantae; Streptophyta; Magnoliopsida; Ericales; Ericaceae
Product: UDP-glycosyltransferase 74F2-like
Exons: 2
Coding region: 89-1468 (459 amino acids)
Molecular function (GO): UDP-glycosyltransferase activity
Source: RefSeq, a predicted model, not a curated record
UUAAAAAAAAAAGACCAUUAAAAUUUGUUAAUCAAGGCCUUUAAAUAGGAGAGGAAGGCAAUAGGGAAGGGUGAGAGAGUGAGAGAAGAUGGAGAAGGGAAGGAGGAUAUCAGCAGUUCAUGUCUUGGCCAUUCCUUAUCCAAGCCAAGGCCACCUUAACCCUAUGCUCCAAUUCUGCAGGCGCCUUGUUUCCAAAGGCCUCAAAGCCACUCUUGCCAUCACAACUUUCAUUAGCAAUACCACGCAACCUAAGUUUGACUCUGCAGUACAACUCGACACGAUAUCUGACGGCUAUGAUGAAGGCGGCUUCAAGCAGGCCGGUGACACCCAAGCUUACGUUGCCGGCUUAGAAGCCGCCGGAUCAAAAACCCUAGCCGAGCUCAUCAAGAGGCACGAAAUUGCCGGCCACCCCGUUGAUUGUGUUAUUUAUGACGCGUUUCUACCUUGGGCUCUGGAUGUAGCCAAACAACAUGGUAUAGUUGGGGUUGCUUUCUUCACGCAGCCAUGCGCCGUUAAUUACAUAUAUCAUCACGCUCAUCACGGACUACUGGCGUUGCCCGUGCUGUCGUUGCCAGUCUCGAUCCCUGGGCUGCCGUUGCUUGAGCUUGAGGAUAUGCCAUCAUUCAUUUAUGUGCAUGGUUCUUAUCCAGCUUACUUUGAGAUGGUUCUAAGCCAGUUCUCAAAUGUGGAGAAAGCUGAUUAUGUCGUGGUGAACACAUUCUACAAGUUGGAGGAAAAGGUGGUGGACGCAAUGUCAAAAGUCAGCCCAAUGUUGACAAUUGGCCCAACAAUUCCAUCUUUCUACUUGGACAAAAGAGUCCAACAUGACAAAGAUUAUGGCCUCAAUCUCUUCAAAUUGGACCCCUCUGUUUGCCUUGAAUGGCUAAGCAACAAGCCUAAAAGGUCCGUUGUCUAUGUCUCAUUUGGUAGCUUGUCCAACAUAAGUCCAGAGCAAACCGAGGAAUUAGCACGGGGCCUCAAGGGAAGCAAUUUAUACUUCUUGUGGGUAGUAAGGGAUUCCGAGGAGGCCAAGCUGCCGGAACAUUUCGUCGAGGAGACGUCCGACAAGGGCCUGGUAGUCGGAUGGAGCCCGCAACUGGAAGUGCUAGCGAGCGAGGCUGUCGGUUGUUUCUUUUCGCAUUGCGGGUGGAAUUCGACUAUCGAGGCGCUGAGCCUAGGUGUUCCGAUGGUGGUAAUGCCGCAAUGGACUGACCAGACGACGAACGCCAAGUUUGUCCAAGAUGUUUGGAAGGUGGGUAUUAGGGUUAAGAUGGAUGAGAAGGGGGUUGUUGGGAGAAAAGAAGUUGAGAAUUGUAUAAGGGAAGUGAUGGAAGGGGAGAAGGGGAAAGAAAUGAUGGAGAAUUGCAUCAAAUGGAAGGUUUUGGCUAGAGAGGCUGUUUGUGAAGGUGGGACUUCUGAUAAGGACAUUGAUGAAUUUGUAUCUAAAUUAACUAAAUCUUUGUGCUAAUCUUGUAAUCAAAUCAUGUGAUGUAAUAAUGGAAACUUUUGCCUUUUACCUGGCAAGCUCUAA